UUGGUUAGUACUGGGCGCAUUUAAAAGGAAAAAGAAAGGCACAAGUAGCAAUAUUCUUCCGAUAAAUCAACCCGCUUCUUGACUCGUUCUUGGCGGCUAAUUCGUUUUUUUUUUAAAUCUGGCCUCGGCUCCUUCCUUAACCCGCUUUUCCAUUUCUGGUCCGAAUCAAACCACGCGGCCUGUUGUCGUUGAAUCCAUCUCAAGGGUGGAGGAAAGGUAGGAUCUCCAGUGCCGAUUCUUGGAGGAAAACCAGGAGCGCAGCGGGUUUUGGUGCUUCUUUAGGGUUGUGUUCUUGCAAAGUUGCUCCCAGGCAUGGGGACUAAUCGGAGGAGCGCUCCGGCGGUGUGCGUCUUGUUCUGGUUCUUGAUGGCGUCUGAGUUGUGUGCAUCUCUGAACCACGAAGGUGUUGCUCUUCUGAGGUUUAAGAAGAUGAUCCAUGUGGAUCCAUAUGGUGCUCUGUUGGAUUGGGAUGAAGGGAGUUUCAGCCCUUGUUCUUGGUUCGGUGUGCGGUGCUCCGAUGAUGGACAAGUCACGUCCCUGAACUUAGAAAAUCUUGGUCUAAAGGGCAUCUUAUCUCCAGAGAUUGGAAAGCUUGUGCAUAUGCAUUCUCUCAUUCUGCACAACAACUCCUUCUAUGGUAUCAUCCCUACAGAGAUACAUGAUCUAAAGGAGCUAAAGAUGUUGGAUCUGGGAUACAAUAAUUUCAGUGGACCAGUUCCGUCAGACAUAAGAAACAUUCUUUCUCUAGAAUUUCUCUUUCUUAAAGGCAACAGAUUUUCUGGUGCUUUGCCAGUUGAGUUGCAUGAGCUUACUAGGAUAUGUGAAUCUCAAGAUCAAGGCAUAACUAGGUUAAAUAGGAUAUCUGCUGCAAGAAAUGUGGGGAGUGCUACAACCAGAAGACUUCUAGCGAGCAAACAAAAAGAUUCAUUAGAGACCAAGAUUGUUGGUUCUGGAACUCCCACAUCUGCAUCCUUAGUCUCUGAACAAAGGUUUUUUGCUUAUCCACCAACGCAUUUUAAAGGGAAUACAGAAAGACCACCUUUUUUGGACCCCAGAGUCUCUCCACCUCCAUCUCCACCGCCGCCAUCUCCUUCUGAACCCAUUCCACCCCCACCUGUAUCUCCCGACACAGAGCAUACCGCAAACCAAGAGAACAAGAGCAGCAAUUCUUCAACAGUCUAUGCAUCGAUUGGAGCAGCAAUUGGUUUUGUGGUGGUAGCCUUGUCAGCUGUAUGCUUCUUUUACUAUCGCCGCAGAAAAACUAGCACUGUUGUGCCCUUGUCUGCAACUUCAAGCAGGCAAUUACAGACCACUACCGUGGGAGAGAUAACUUUACUCAGACUGUCCGAGCUUGAAAAAGCUUGCGAAGGUUUCAGCAACGUAAUUGGCACACUACCUGGAUGUACACUGUAUAAAGGCACUCUCCCAUGUGGAGCGGAAAUAGCUGUGGUGUCUACAUCAGUAGCUUAUGCAGGAGGUUGGUCCGCUAUAGCUGAAGCACAUUACAAGAAUAAGGUUGAAGCCUUCUCAAAAUUGGACCAUAAGAAUCUCAUGAACCUUGUGGGGUACUGCGAAGAUGAAGAGCCAUUCACUCGGAUGAUGGUGUUUGAGUAUGUUUCAAACGGAUCUCUAUUUGAGCACUUGCAUGUUAAAGAAGCCGAACACCUGAACUGGCAAUCACGCCUACGGAUAGCUAUGGGAGUAGUCUACUGUCUGGACUACAUUUACCAGCAGAACCCUCCCGUGAUCCUAAGAAAUCUAACCAGUUCAUGCAUAUACUUGACUGAAGACAAUGCUGCAAAGAUUUCAGACAUCAGUUUUUGGCAUGGCGAGAAAGAAGAGGAAGAUGAAGUCGAUGCCUCUGAUGAGUACAACACAGUGUAUAAGUUUGCUUUGCUACUGCUUGAGAUGAUCUCUGGAAGGCGUCCAUAUUCUGAUGACGAUGGCCUCCUUGUUCUAUGGGCACACAGAUAUCUCACUGGUGUUAAUCCCAUGAUGGGUAUGGUUGACCCAACACUAAAUUCAGUCCCUGAUGAGCAUGUCAGAGCUCUCUCGGAGCUGAUUGGGUUAUGCAUAAGCGAGGACCGCAGGCAGAGGCCAACAAUGGCUGAGGUCACCAAGAGGAUGCAAGAGAUCACUGCGAUUACUCAAGAUCAAGCAAUUCCAAGGAACAGCGCAUUGUGGUGGGCUGAACUUGAAAUCAUCACAUCAUAGUGCAAUUGUCUUGCAGAGGAUCUGCAAUACUGUCCAUUUCCUAGGAGAAAUAUUGAAGGUUGUACAGUUUAGUGUUUUUAGGCAUGGCAUACGAUUGUACAGAUAUGCUUGAGUACGCUUUUCUCUCAUUCUUUUUUUGUUUUCA
Molecule: messenger RNA, 2359 nt
Organism: Phragmites australis (common reed)
Lineage: Eukaryota; Viridiplantae; Streptophyta; Magnoliopsida; Poales; Poaceae
Product: probable inactive receptor-like protein kinase At3g56050
Exons: 9
Coding region: 313-2214 (633 amino acids)
Biological process (GO): protein phosphorylation
Molecular function (GO): ATP binding; protein kinase activity; protein binding
Source: RefSeq, a predicted model, not a curated record